Molecule: messenger RNA, 5077 nt
Organism: Coturnix japonica (Japanese quail)
Lineage: Eukaryota; Metazoa; Chordata; Aves; Galliformes; Phasianidae
Gene: TRIM25
Product: tripartite motif containing 25
Molecular function (GO): protein binding
Source: RefSeq, a predicted model, not a curated record
GCCGCGCCCCUCGAGGCGGGGAGAUGGUUCGUAAUUUUACGGAAAUCCGCAGCCCCAGUUUCGUUUCCUCGGGGUCUGGAGGCAGCAGCGGGAUAAUGGCGUCGAUGAGCAGAACUAAGUCGGAGCCGAACCUGUUGGAGCUGGAGGAGGAGCUGACGUGCUCCAUCUGCCUCUGCAUCUUCAACGUCCCCGUGACGGUGCCCUGCGGACACAACUUCUGCGCCUCCUGCCUGGAGCUCACCUGGGCCGGCCAGGUGCGGGACUUGAGCUGCCCUCAAUGCCGCGCCACCUUCCCGAGCCGCCCGCAGCUCCGCAAGAACACGGUGCUGUGCCGGGUGGUGGAGCAGAUGCGGGGCAGCGGGACCGGGGACGGCAAGGAGGACGAUGAGAGCGAGGAGGAAGAACGGGAGGCGGCGACCCUCAUCUACUGCGACAGCUGCCUGCAGGCGGCCGCCACGCAGACCUGCCUCACCUGCAUGGCUUCCUUCUGCCCCGAGCACCUGCGGCCGCACCACGACAGCCCGGCGUUCCGCGACCAUCGGCUGUGCCCGCCCGUGCGGGACCUGCAGCAGAGAAAGUGCCCGCAGCACAACAAGCUCUUUGAGUUCUUCUGCAGCCAGCACGGCUGCUGCAUCUGCUCGCUGUGCCUGCUGAGCCACAAGCCGUGCCACACCAGCACGCUGCAGGAGGCCAAAGAUAAAACCGAGGCUGCACUGAAGAAGAGGCUGGUGGAGCUGCACAACCAGAGUGAAAGAUCCGUGCAAGCAAUGAACUCUGUGAAAACAAUCCAGAGUCAAGCUGCUGAGACAGCUGCCAGAAAGCGGGAUCUGCUGAGAGCUGAGUUUAUGGAAAUUAAAGCUUUAAUUGAAGAAAAAGAAAACCAGACCCUAAAAGUAGUUAUGGAAGAAGAAAAAAGAGUUUGCAAUAAGUUCGAUUACAUAUAUAAAAUUCUGGGAAGUAAGAAGAAUGAAAUUCAGUCUCUGAGAGACCAGAUUGAGAUGGCACUGACCGAAGGGGAUGACGUUCUCUUUUUAAAGAGAGCAGCAGCGCUGCAACGAACAUCAAUAAAAGAGGCCUUUGUCCCAGUAAUAGAAAUGGACCACAACAUGAUACACGCUGCUUAUCAGUCUGCCAUUAACCUUAAAGAUGCUGUCAAACUUGCAGUGAAUGCGUCUGUGGAUAAAAGAACGGAUGCCAAACCACCACCUGGCAAAACGAAGCCCCCUUCAGUGCCUUCCACAAACAAACCCGUUGUUAAAAAGAAGAUUGCUGCAGACUUGCGUACUCACAGAGAGAAAAUCCCUCCCUCCCCUAAGAUCACUGUGCUGGAGGAGACAGAUACCCAGGACAAAAAGAAUCCUGUUAAACCCGCACCAAAUGUGGGAGCACCAAACGUGGGAGCACCGGGCACAGGAGCACCAAAUGCUGCAAUUGCUGUUAAAGUGAAAGAACUAAUAACCAGCUUCCUGAAAAGACCCAGAGAGGAGCUUAUGCAGUAUGCCGCUAACAUCAUGCUGGAUUUCAACACAGCUCACAACAAAGUGGCUCUGUCUGAGAGAUACACCAAGAUGUCUGUUUCAGACACCCUGCUGAAUUAUAACCACCACCCUCAGCGUUUCACCGACUGUCCCCAAGUGUUGGGGUUCCAGUUCUUCAAGAGAGGCAUCCACUACUGGGAAGUGGAACUGCAGCAGAACAACUUCUGUGGCAUUGGCAUCUGCUAUGGCAGCAUGGGGCGGCAGGGGCCGGACAGCCGCCUGGGUAGGAACAGCAGUUCAUGGUGUAUCGAGUGGUUUAACUCCAAAAUUUCAGCCUGGCAUAAUGAUGUUGAGAAGUGCUUACCCAAUACAAAGGCUACUAAGAUCGGUGUGCUGCUCCACUGUGAUGGAGGGUUCGUGCUUUUCUUGAGUGUCGAGGAAAAGCUUAACUUGAUCUAUAAAUUCAAGGCCCAGUUUACUGAAGCUGUGUACCCUGCCUUCUGGUUAUUUUCCAGUGGCACUGUUCUCUCUCUAUGCCAAAUGAAACCAUAAGUUCUGGUACCUUCAUUUGGUUUGCCUGGAUACUGACAUGCAGAUAAUCACUCCUUGCAGCAACCCAUCUUUGUAGCUAUAGAAUGUACGUUCAGUUCAUAAUCCAUGUUCUUGCUUGUUUUAGUCUAAGCAGUGUCAAAGAUAGUGGGUUGUUAUUUUUUGGUUUUUUUUUGUGCGUUUUGGUGUUUUUCUGUCUUGUUUUUUCUUCCAAUGACAAUUAAUGACCCUUAUAUAGUUUAGGGUAUUGGAUGAUUCUAUGGCCUGCAUUGCUAACACCUUUAAAUGCUGAUUUAGUAAAGUGAUGACAGUAAAAACCACAGAGAAAGGAUCUGCAAAAACUACACUGUCCUUCCAAAAGCAAAGCUAUGAUACAGCUCAUUGGCAAAUGCCUUCAGUAGCUGCUGUAGAUUCUGCAGUUGCUGUAAAGGAUCUCCUGUGUUCCACAGGUGGCAAUGACCAUUUGAGAAGGAAAUAAGAGAGAUUCCCUGAAAACAUUUCAGGCUUUGAGGUUGGUUUCAGUUUUGCAUUAACCUUUUCUCUAUAUUCAGACUAUUGUCUGCAGCCAGGAUUUACAAUGUGUGUUCUCAGUGUGUACUUUCUGCUGAGGCGGAACAGAAUGAAUUGUUGAAAGAGGUAAAUUCAGGUCUUGUGACACUCAGUUGUAAAAGUCAUUGCAACAAAUCUCAUUAGAGACUUUUAGAGCUGAUGGAUAAGACAGAAUCACAGGGUAAUAAAUGACAGUGAAUGUAUCACAGGGAGUCUUUGGGAAGAAAUCUUGUGUAGCAGCGUGGAUCUGUAAUAAUAGUCUGUGGGUUGAAGCAUUCUGUGUCAUGUCUGACCCAGAGGGUGCUUCACAUCUUCACAGUGAAGGCUCUUUGGAGUAUUUUUUUGUGUUGAGGAGUUCAGGGAGUGUAUUUCUGGUUCGCAUAGGAGCAUAAAAGUGCUGUUCACUUACAGAAGUCUCCUAUCAUAAAGCUUUUCCUCCUUGGAAGGCAUAUUUUAAUUUGCUUGGUUGGUAGAGACUGGAUUUCCUGCGGGGUGGUUAUGUUACUGUGACUCUGAUUUGAGGAGCACAGUACACAGGGAGUGCUGUUUCCUCUGUGUGUGAAGCCUGCUGGCAGGGAGGUCUGUCUUUUGAAACAUAUGGGGAAUUAGUACAAGAGGGAAUAAUACACUUCCAUCUCCUCUGAAACAGAUCUUGAAUUCUCCUGGUCUUUGUUGGAUUGUGGAAUGUUUCCAGAAGUCCUCAUCAUGUGCAGAGGAAUCUGUUCCUCAGCUUUUCUUAAUUACAACUUUUAAACAAUCAGCAGGCAGUCAAGGUAUUUGGAUCUCCUAGUUAUUGAGCCUGUACCUUGGUGAUGCCUCUGGACUUACUGUGCUAGCUCUAUUUCUUGGAGUACCCCAUGAAGAACAAUGGGGUAUGACAUAUGACAUAUGUCAUAGGACAGAAUUCUUGGACUCCAGUGGGUUUUAGUAUGUGCUGAGAAAUCAAACACAAAGCUACUGCUGACAGUUUGGAAGGGAACUGUCAGAAUGCUCAAAAGAACCUCUGACUACAUUUCAUGUUAGUCAAAGUGUUCUAAAGGGCGACUUGUAGGAAUUUAGGCUUUGUUGUCUUUGGUUACUUGGUUUGAAAGCUCACUGUACUUUGCAAAGGACAGCAUCGUUCUGAUUCCAUUCCUUUGUCCAGGGUGGUAUAUGGAAUUGAUGCUGGAUCUAAACAGUGUGACUGCUGUCUUUGGAAUGGUUUCUAUCUCAAGUACCGCCCUUCCAAUGCACAGUUGCACUGAAACACUUUGAAAGGUGAGGAAGGAGGAUGGGUCCUGUUAGGAAGCAAUAGUGCAGCCAGAACCUCUUUUUCCUGCAUUUCCAGCUCUCCAGUUGUGGGGACAUGAGCAGUUUCAUCUGAGAAAUCCUGUCCAUGAGCUGCUUGGCCAUGGCACAGGGCUGCAGAUUCACCCAGUGGGAUGCUGAAGGAGUAUCCUGUCCCCUUUUUAUGAGGAAAAAAGGUACUCCAGGGGCUUGGGCAGAGGAGAAACUCCAGCUCUUCUGUUACUCUUGCUCCUUGGAUCUCAAAAGGGUGUCAACAUUAACCUCUACGUCUUUGGGCUUGCUUUAGCCAUAGCAUAAAGUGACACUCAAACUAAGGACAGAAGAGCUCUUAUUCUGCCAUGACGGACAAGGAUGGAUUCUUUACAUGUGACAUUAGUAUGUACCAUGUAAGACACGUUCUGGUUUACCAUGAGCAUUGAAACAAGCCUGCUGCUGUACUACAAGGAGUUCUUGUUUUUUGCUCUGUUUUUGUGCCAGAAACAAACCAGAAUGGUAGAAUGAGGGUCUGUUAGUUUGGAACAAGAGAAAUGAACAGCUGAGUUGCCACGCUUCUGAAAACUGGUAUUUCAGAUAUCUCUGGAUUUAUCAGAACAUCGGGGCUGAUAUAAUGUUAGAGUAAAAUAUUAGUUACAGCAUGAUAAGUAAUGGCUCAGAAAAGCUAGUUUUCUGGUUUUACUCAGCCAGUAACACUAUCACAGCUACAAUGGUUUUAAAUAAAACAUAGAUAAUAAGCAUGGAUUUCAGUUAUAUUUCUCUAAAGAACUUGACUUAAUCAGUCUAGAAAGAAAACGAAUCCUGGUGUUAAUAAAACCAUGAGUAUGAUUUGCAUACUCAAAGUGAUUAUACAUACUCAUUUGCAUAUUGAUGUACAGGUGACAGUAACUGCUGAGACCCUUACACACCACAUGCCUUAGUUUGUAUUCAUUUCUCCUCAGUGCAACACAUCAGUAAUACUCUACAGUUAGGAAAGCAAAUGCUUGUUGGUGUCCCCAUGUGCCCGUAGCACUGCUACCAGCCACGUGCUACAGUGCAUACGGGAGAUGCUCUGUGACGCAGCAUUUCAGCUCAGUGUGUUUGUCAGAUGCUGAUUUUGUGCUAUUUGUUUUGCUGUCACACCUCUCAUCUUUCAGAUGUUGUUGUUUCAAUCAUCUUGCUGAACUGUUGGUUUGUUUUUCAAUUAAAAUAAUUAAAUAAAAAUUCAUUGUAAACCCAAA